AUGCGAACUUACUUCCGAACACAUGGGGCGCCUCCCGUCUCUUUAUUUCCUCCUCUUUCCCCAUUCACCUUUCCGUUUCCUCGUUCUCAUUCAUUUCAUCGUAUCCUCUUCGACUUCCCCCCCCUGCCCAAUGCACCCUCCACCUCUUCUCGCCCCCGUCCCCCACCGCAUUGCACCCCUCCCAGCUGGAUGCGAACCCACUUUCAGCCGCGGCGCUACACGGGUCUCAGCUGCAAGAGCAUCGAUACGCAUUACAACUGCGAGAAGAACGGGCGCCCCAACCUCAAAUACCUCGAUUAUGAGUGGCGCAUUCCCGGCUGUAGCCUCAAGCGCUUCGCCCCCUCGGCCUUCCUCGCGCGCAACAAGGUCUGCAUGAUCGUGGGGGACUCGCACGCCCUCCUUCCCCCCACUCCCCAUUUCCUCCAACCAGCUUCCUCGCCUCAUCAUCCCUCGUCCCUCAUCCCACUUUCCCCCCACCAGCUUCGACAAGUCGCCCUUCCUCGCUCUGAUGCGCAACAAGGUGUUCAUGAUCGUCGGGGACUCGUACGCCCUCUUUCCGCCCACUCCCCCCUUUCUGAUGCGCAACACCACCCAUUCCUCACCAGCUUCGACCCUGCGGCCUUCCUCGCGCUGAUGCGAAACAAGGUGUUUAUGAUCGUCGGGGACUCGUACGCGCUCAACCUGCACGCGUCCUUCCGAUGCCUCAUCGAGUCCGUCGCGGUCACUCAGAGCCUCGAGGGGAAUCUCUUCAACACGGGCGUGCCCUCAAACGGCUUCAGAGUGCCGUCCCACAAUGCCACCACCAUCCGCACGGUUUCCUUCACCCCACUCACUCCCUUCAUCCUACCUGGCCCCACAUUGUCUGCUGCACUGCAGAACUUGAAUGGGAGCCUAUUCAAACCUGGGGUGCCUGCGAGGCAAUUCAGAGUGCCGUCCCACAAAGCCACCAUCAUCCGCAACUUCAAUGGGACUCUGUUCAAGACGGGCGUGCCGGCAAGGGGCUUCAGAGUGCCGUCGCACAAUGCCACCAUCAUCCGCAUUGCUUCCGCCUUCCUCCUGUACGGCGAACCUGACUGUGAGGAGCAUGUGGACGGACAGGGAGAAAGGAGUGUGAAGAGCACGUGGACGGUAUGGCUGGAUCGGGUCAACCCCGAAUGGGCGGAUCUGCUGCCAUUCACCGACUAUGUGGCACGGGAGGAGAAGCGCCACUAUUACUUGAGCAACAGCACCACGCAGCUCGCUUGGAACCCUGACCAGCUCAUCACCAUGCAAACCGCUCUAACCACCCUCAUCACCCAUUUCAACCGCCUUAAAUACCGCGGCCUCCCCAUGUUCCUCUCCUUCACCUCCUCCCACUACGGAUUCGAGCUCGCGGGCACGGAGGCGGCUAGAGGGGCACAGUAUAAUUGCACGGACGCGUGGCGGCCAAUCGGAUGGCGCCAGGUGUCGCAGAGGGAAUGGGCAGUUGAAGACAUGCGGACGCGGAAUGCGCAAGUGCAGGUGGGAAAAUGGGCCGGAGGUGAUGCUUUUCUGGUGAAGGGAAUGUAG
Messenger RNA from Closterium sp. NIES-65, 1548 nucleotides. Lineage: Eukaryota; Viridiplantae; Streptophyta; Zygnematophyceae; Desmidiales; Closteriaceae. The record is from the annotation of a GenBank genome assembly.